Aspergillus mulundensis is the source of this 1050-nucleotide messenger RNA. RefSeq names its product threonine aldolase family protein. The transcript has a single exon. Gene Ontology annotation, molecular function: L-allo-threonine aldolase activity. Bases 1 to 1050 code for a protein of 349 amino acids. Gene Ontology annotation, biological process: L-threonine catabolic process; glycine biosynthetic process. Gene Ontology annotation, cellular component: cytosol. Lineage: Eukaryota; Fungi; Ascomycota; Eurotiomycetes; Eurotiales; Aspergillaceae. The record is from RefSeq and is a predicted model, not a curated record.
AUGAUUGCCAAAAUCACCAAACCGUACAGUUUCCUGGACGACUACAGCGAGGGCGCCCACCCGCGGCUGCUGGAAGCCCUGAUCCGCACCAACAACACCCAACAGACUGGCUACGGCACCGACCAGUACACACGCGAGGCACGCCAAUUGCUUCUUGCACAGCUGCAAGCAACAGACGAUGAUGUCUCGAUUUACUUUGUCCCGAGCGGAACGGCAGCCAAUUUGAUCUCAAUCGCCAGCUGCCUACGGCCGUACGAGGCGGUCCUUGCAGUGCAGACCGGGCAUAUCAUCGACAAAGAAGCUGGGGCUAUCGAGGCGACGGGGCACAAGAUCAUUUCAGUCCCUGGAGUAAGAGGAAAGAUGACGCCGGAGAACCUAGAGGCGGUGCUUGAGAGGAACACAUUCUUCCCGCACAUGGCCAAGCCAAGGCUGGUUUACAUCUCCAAUGCGACAGAGAUCGGGACAAUAUACUCGAGCGACGAACUCAAGGCACUGUCCGACGCCUGCCGACGGCGGGACUUACUGCUGUUUGUUGAUGGAGCGCGGCUAGGAGUGGCAUUGACUGCGGAGCACAACGAUGUCAUCCUCCGGGAUCUGGUCGAUUACACCGAUAUCUUCUGGAUUGGGGGAACAAAGAUGGGAGCGCUGCUCGGAGAUGCAAUUGUGGUGCGGAAGACCAUAGCAGAGGGAUUCGAGUUCCACAUGAAACAAAGGGGAGCCUUGCUAGCCAAGUCAAGAGUCAUGGGCGUGCAGUUCAGCGAGCUAUUUCGGGACGGAUUGUUUUUCGAGCUGGCCCGACAUGCCAACGCAAUGGCCCGGAAGAUCGGAGACCGGUUUGUGCGCAAGGGAUGGGAGCUGGCAGCAGAGACAGAAACCAACCAGGUGUUUGUAGUAGUCCCAAACAGCAGACUGAGUCAGUUGGAGGCCCGGAUCCGGUUCUAUGCGUGGGAGAAGAGGCCCGGAGUGACGACCGUGCGGAUUGUGACUUCGUGGGCGACGGACGAGACCGAGGUGGAGAAGCUCUGCCAGUGGAUUAGUAAUCUGGAAUGA